UGGUGUGGAAAUUACGGUUCUCUUCCUAAUGUUCUGCUUUGCAAAAGGUGUAGACACCCAGCUCAGGUUUGUGAUUUAUCCUUUUCGAGCUACACGUUAGUAGGCAUUUUUCCAAGGGAGUGCGUCUCACAAUAAAGUCCUUUUUCUUCCCAUCUGGGUGUUUGUAUCCCUUAAGAGCGAGUUACCCUGCAAAGGACCUCAUGGUUUGCUCAGUCGGACUGCCAGAGAUGCAAUCAGCGGAAGAUGGUGGUUAGUUGCAAAAAACCCAUGACAUUUACUGGACUUCUUUCAUUCGCGGGACACAAAAUCCUGUUAUGGUCUUCAACGUGCCAACAGGAUGUCUUUCCUGGAAACGGUUGUGGUUCCCCCAAAUCCUUUUUUCCCCACCUGAGAAAAUAAUGCAACCAUGAAGGCAAGUUUCCAGUUCAGGGUCCCUUUGUCCAAAAAAACAAAAUAUCCACAAAACACAGCCCAGCUUUAGUUUCGGCCACGAUGGGCAGAUGAAAUGGGAGGGCUUUGGAUGGCUGCAAGGGUGGAGAUAGCUGGGAGCCACAAAUAUUUAAAAUGUGUGUAAGAAGCAGACACACACACACACACAAGAUACACGCUCACAGAUUCCUAGGCAACUGACUCAGUUUUGUUAAGAGCUCUGAUUUGGAGAAAACCUCUGUUCCAGUGAAAUUCCAUCACAUAAGGGGGGGGGGGAACUGAAUUGCCAGGAGAGAAGCUUGGAAUUUGUUAAGAGUUAUUGGGAAUUAAAGAGGAAUUGGAGGAGAGAGAGAGAAUUCACACGAUCAUGCAGUCCACCUUCAGCCCCCAGCUGGCUUGCUUAUGUGCCCUAACCCUCUCUUUCACUGUAUCUCCAGCAUGGCCGCAGACCCUUCCCAAGAAGACUGGGACCAGCAAGAACAGCAAAAGCCCCGGAUGUUGCGAAGAGCUAAAAAAGCUGAAGGUCCAAGUGGCCAAUCUCUCCUCCAUAUUAGAAGAGAUGAGCAAGAAGCAGGACAACAUCCUGGGACAGGCCGUCACGCAGGUGACGGCCCUGGAAGGGAGCAUCAAGCUGAUGGACGCCCGCCUGAACGACAUGGAAGGGAAGUAUUCGGAGAUGAAUUCCCAACUCGGCCUUGUGCAGCUCCAGGCGGUUCAGACGGUCACCCAGACGUCCACAGACGCUGUGUACGACUGUUCGUCCCUCUAUCAGAGAAAUUACAGAUCUUCUGGCAUCUACUAUCUUCCCCCUGAUGAAUUUCUGGGAAGUCCAGAAUUGCAAGUAUACUGUGACAUGGAGACCGAUGGAGGAGGUUGGACUGUUAUCCAGAGGCGGAAAAUUGGCUUGAUUUCUUUCAGCCAAAGUUGGAAGCAGUACAAGGAGGGGUUUGGAAGCCCGCAGGGAGAUUUCUGGCUGGGAAAUGAGCACAUCCAUCGGCUUUCUAGGAGGCCAAGCACGCUUCGGGUGGAGCUGGAGGAUUGGGAUGGCAACAGCGUUUUUGCUCAAUACAGCCGAUUUGCGGUAGGCAAUGAGCUGAGCAGCUACCGCCUCUUCCUGGCUAACUUCAGUGGCAGUGCGCCACGCGACUCCAUGCGGUACCAUAACAACACGGCCUUCAGCACCAUGGACAAGGACAACGACAAAUGUGUCGAUCACUGUGCGCAGUUACGCAAAGGUGGUUACUGGUACAACUGCUGCACCGACUCCAACCUGAACGGGGUUUACUAUCGUAAGGAUGAUCAUAACAAGAACACCGAUGGCAUCACCUGGUACGGCUGGUAUGGCAAAAUAUAUUCCCUGAAGAGGGUCGAGAUGAAGAUCCGGCCAACAGACUUCAAGGCCGAGAGGGACCCCAACAGAGUCAACUAAGGAGAUGAUGCCUCCUCUAAACCAGGGACCACAGGGGGAGACAGAAUGUCAAGAAUGAGCUUAUAUACGAAGAAUGCACUUCAUCAGUAGCAAUGUAGAUGCUCACCUCUUUCAGUCUCCACCUGAAGGUUUCUGGAUCUUUCCGAUGACAACGUUCUCUGUCGGGAUGUUGACAUCUCCCCCUGAAUUAACUUAGGUUUGCCUUUAUGUCCUUGCUGGACUGGAAUCUCGGGGAUGACAGGGAUAGAAGCUACGUCAGAUUUUUUUGCCAAACAUAUUGCAUAGGUUGAUUCCUCCACAUCAGAAGCUUAUGGAAAUCAGAUGCUUAGGAGAAUUUUUUUUAUUUGUUUGCAGCUGUAAACCAAUCAGUGCUCUGUAUAAACCCCUUUAUUUUCCUCUGUAGUAUAAUAAAGUCCUCUUGAUUUUAAAACUGAGUUUGAGGCCGAGGGUAUAAUCCUCGGAACAAAAAUGUUUCCAGUCAUGCAGAAUUUCUGGAAAUGCCAACCAACACUGGAGGGGAGGGGUUGCUAAUCUGGUGUCAAUGUUGUGAAGAAUCUGAGGUUGCAAAGGAACCUCUGGUUACUGGCAGAGGAGAGCUAUACAUCUUUCUUCCAGUGACAAUGGAGACCCCCCCCCCCCCGCCAAAACAAACAAACAAAAAAAAAACCCCUCCUGGAUAAUAUCAACUGGAUAUUGGUGCUGAGGUUUUUGUCUCUGUCUACUUACUGUACAAAGGGAAGGACAGAAUUUAACAUGAAUGUUUUCCAUGCGAUGUUGUGUUUCCUGUUUGAAAAAAUAAAAUCUCCAUUUUCUUCCUUAACUCUGAACAAAUUUCCCUAAGCGAGUACCAGAUGCAAAUGUUGCCAAACAGGAUGCCUAGAUACCUCCAAUCCUUGCUCUUGGGAUUGUCUCAAUAAAGGACUUUCAUUCUGGACAAAUGGCUAUAAAGUCUUUUCUUAAAACCUUCAGUGAUGGAGCACCCACAUCUGAAGGCAAUAAACAAUGGUUUAUUAUUCUUACUGUCAGAAAACUCCUUAAUUCCAGGUUGCGUCUUUCCUUGACAAGUUGCCAUCUGCUGCUUCUUAUCCUGCCUUCAGGGGCUUUGGAGAAUAGCUUGACUCCCUCUCUUCUUUGGGGCAGCCCCUCAAAUAUUGGAACACUGCUAUCCUGUCACCCCCUCACUGUCCUU
Molecule: messenger RNA, 3047 nt
Organism: Crotalus tigris (Tiger rattlesnake)
Lineage: Eukaryota; Metazoa; Chordata; Lepidosauria; Squamata; Viperidae
Gene: ANGPTL7
Product: angiopoietin like 7
Exons: 5
Coding region: 797-1858 (353 amino acids)
Source: RefSeq, a predicted model, not a curated record